CUCAUUUUCUCGAAAUGGGUAAUAUUCUCAACCAGCCUGUAGUAGAUAAGGAUGUUACUUCGUUUACCUUCAAAGGAAACAAGGGAGUAGUAGUCUCAAUGCAAGGGUGGAGAAUCUCUAUGGAAGACCAGCACAUCUGCGAGCCUGAGCUUGAAUGGUUACCUGAUUGCGGGUUUUUUGGAGUCUUUGAUGGACAUGGUGGCGCAGCAACCUCUUCGUAUAUAAGAGAGAACUUAGUGGAUUCAAUGAAGCAAAAGAUGAAGGGGCAAUCUCUUUCAGGUACUCCUACAGAAGCUUUCAAUGAAUCAUUCCGUGACGCGAUCAUUGCAUUUGACAAUGAAAUCCACGAAGCGAAUAUUGCAAUGAGCGGGAGCACGGCAAUUUGCGGCUUUGUGUCUCCUUCUCAUUUUGUUAUUGCAAACCUCGGCGAUUCCCGCUGCGUUUUGUCCCGCGACGGCCAUGCCAGCCCUCUCUCGGUGGAUCACAAGCCCGCGCUCGAAUCCGAGAAAAAACGAAUCUACGACGCGGGUGGGUACGUUCUGAACAACCGCGUGAAUGGCGAUCUCGCGGUGUCGCGUUCGUUCGGCGAUUUCAUCUACAAGCAGAACAAAUCGCUGUCUCCGAUCGCGCAGCCGGUGUCCUGCGAGCCGGACAUCCGCGUGAUCGCGCGCGACCCCUCGGACAACUAUCUGAUCUUCGCGUGCGACGGGAUUUGGGACGUUUUCCGCCCCGACGAGCUGAUUCCGGUGAUGAACGAGCUGCUGGAGAGCUAUGAGACGCCGGAGGAGGCGUGCUGCCGACUGCUGGAUGUGUGUUUGGAGCGAGACAGCAAGGAUAACAUGACGUUCAUGCUGAUUUUGCUGGAUAAUGCGCCGAAGCCGAAGGAGGAGAAGAUUCGGAUGCGGAAGCAGCGGGAGGAGGAAGAGAGGGCGGCUGCGAUGAAAGAGGAGGAGGAAGAGGAAGAGGAAAACCCGAAGGAAGAGUCGUAGUCAUUUAGGGUAUU
Molecule: messenger RNA, 1003 nt
Organism: Blastocystis hominis
Lineage: Eukaryota; Bigyra; Opalinata; Blastocystidae
Exons: 8
Coding region: 15-989 (324 amino acids)
Biological process (GO): protein dephosphorylation
Molecular function (GO): cation binding; protein serine/threonine phosphatase activity
Source: RefSeq, a predicted model, not a curated record